AUGGGUCUCCCAUACAGCAAACAAAUCCGCACCGCCUUCACCCAAUCCCAAACCAUGAUACAACGAGUCCAAACCGAAGUAACCCCCCUCGUAGCAGCCGGCUACCCUUUAAUAGCCUCGGGUUUCGAAGUCCUCAAAACGACAAAAAAUAUCGCGAUAUUACUGGCUGUAGUACAGGUAUAUACUGCGAUUAUGUUGACGAUUAUAUUAGGGGUUUUGGUGGUGUUGCUUGUGGAGGUGGAUCCGGAGUUGGACGGGGAGAGGAGGAGGUGGGUUAGUCCGGUUUUGAAGGGGUUUGUGGGGUGGAUGGUGAGGUGGGGGGGUUGGGUGGAGUGGGUCGGGAGGGUAGUGGUUGUGGGGUGUGUGGCGGGGCUGGGGGUCGGGGUUUGGAGGAGGGGGAGAGAGGGGGAGAGGAAGAGGAUUAGGGAGGUUAUUGUUGAGGGGGAGGGUGAGGGUGAAGGUGAGGAGGAUAGAAGUGAAGGUGACGGGAAGAAGGAAGAUGAUAAUGGAGAUGAAGAUCAUGAUGCUAUGGAUGAUGUAGGGAAAUAA
Sclerotinia sclerotiorum 1980 UF-70 is the source of this 549-nucleotide messenger RNA. RefSeq lists its product with no specific name. Lineage: Eukaryota; Fungi; Ascomycota; Leotiomycetes; Helotiales; Sclerotiniaceae. The coding region runs from base 1 to 549 and encodes 182 amino acids. The record is from RefSeq and is a predicted model, not a curated record. The transcript has a single exon.